Messenger RNA from Punica granatum (pomegranate), 5764 nucleotides. The record is from RefSeq and is a predicted model, not a curated record. Lineage: Eukaryota; Viridiplantae; Streptophyta; Magnoliopsida; Myrtales; Lythraceae.
CCCUCUCUCUCUCUCUCUCCCGUCUCGCGCUCUCUCUCUACAUAUAUUAGCGCCCUGGAAGACAAGGAGGAGCUCUUUCUCUCUUUAUUUGCAGAAAUGUCCAAACAAAAGUCGAAUUUCCCCGGGAAGCCCCUGUCAUCUCUGAAGCAGCCGAGCCCUCUCCUCAUGUCUCAGAAGAACCAGCUGAUCGAUUCCCUCACCUCCCACAUCUCCCUCUACACCUCCAACCCCACCCCCAACCCCAACCCUAACCCUAGAGCCUCCAUCCUCAAAUGGUUCUCCUCCCUCACCCCACACCAGCGCCAGUCCCACCUCACCGCCGUCGAUCCCGGCUUCGUCCGCAUCCUCGUCCAGAUGCUCGGCCACGUCGACCCCCGCGGCCACUGCACCUUCAUCAUCCUCCCCGACCUCCCUUCCCCCGACAACCUGCCCAGCCUCUGCUGCCGCCGGUCCCGCGGCCUCCUCUCCCGCGUGGCCGAGUCGGAUGCUCCCUCUCGGCUCAUCUUCGAGUCGGCUCGCCUGUUCAGCUCCAACGAAGGUGACAAUGUCAAGGAGUGCUCUGUUUCCCUGAAUUGCCUCGACUCCGUUACUGUUGGCGAAGAGCUGGUUCGGGAUUUCGAUUUGUUUGUGGAGACGAUGGACGGGGUUUCUAAGGGAGAGUUCUUGAGGGGCGAGGUCGCGGAGUUGGGGGAGGAUUGGGUGGAAUUGGGGUGGUUGAAGGCCAAGGGCUAUUAUAGCAUUUCCGCCUUCGUGGCUAAUCGGUUAGAAGUGGCUUUGAGAUUGGCGUGGUUGAGUUGUAACAGUGGCAAAAAGAGAGGGGUGAAAUUGAAGGAGAAGGUCGGCAUGGCAAGUGCUUCGGCAAACGUGUUCUGGAGGAAGAAGGGCUGCUUGAACUGGUGGCGGAAUUUGGACGAUGAAACAAGAAGGAAGGUGUCAGCUGCAGUGAUGGGUAAAUCUGCAAAGAAUUUGAUUAUGGAAAUUCUGAGCGAGGCAAGUAAAACCUCUGAAGAUAAGUUGUGGGCUUUCAGUGGGGGAUUUGAGCAUUCUCUAAAGUAUGACCAGAAAGCGUCAUCGAAACAAAAUAUGAAAGACCUUCUCUUUGACGCAGGGUUUGUCUCAACCAUUUCAAGGGACGUUGUUCCUCAGAAGAGUUUAGCUGAUCACUUUAACCGUUUGUUUGUGCUUCAGAGUGUAAUUACAACGAUGCUAUCUAGCUUUCAUGACAAUUUUGACCCUGAGUUGCAAUUUUUUAGCACUUUGGGCUCUCUUGGCACCCUAGCUGAUUGUCUACAUAGGAAACUCAGAGGAUUUCUGAUGGUUAUUUUUCUUGAGUACACUAAACUUGAACUUCUGGGAGAGCAAAAAAAUUGUAGUUCAUUGCCUAAUAAAGUUAAAGAAAAGUCAGGGUCAACUUCUCGCCGGAAGAAGGCAAAGUCCCAUAAUUUCAAAAGGGUAAAUCCCAGUGCAAAUUCGUGUCAGGAUCUUUCUCCGAGUCCGAGUAGCAUAUCUCAUGAGGAAAUCAGUGGGACCUCUUCUCCUAUUGAGGUUACCUUGACGGAGGCCACAAAGGUGCGAGGGAAAAAUAUUCAUGGGGAGACAUCAUCAUCAGCGGUCGAUAUGGAAACUAUCAGAGGAUUUGUCGCUAAGAAAGUUCCGGAUUCUGCCAAGAAGAACAAGAAAGGAAAACGUAAGAACAGAAACUCUGUCCUUAACAUUGCAAAGGAAGUUAAAGACUUUGAGUAUUCAUCUUUGGGAGCUGUGUCAUCUUCUUGUAUCUCUCAAGAUGAGACAGCAGAAUUGGUUCAGGGGCUUGAUAAGAUGAGUUUACCUAGUACUCCUAGAGAUGCUCAGAAGGGAAAAUAUGUUGUUGCAUCGAAUUGUUCUUUUCGACUUAUUGGGGAUGAUGCAGCCUCUGAAUGCAGUAAAGGAGAUCUAUCUGUUGAUAACGCUGAUGAGUUGAGCUGUACCAUGUCAGAAUGUUCCCAGCCUUGUGAUGCUUCCCCAAAAAAUGGUAUGCCUUCUUGUUUAGAAUCUUCAUGCUGUAAAUUAACUUUUAAGGAAGUUACACCCAGCAAUUGCUCUCCAGAGAUUGGUGCUGUCUUGAACAGUGAAGACACUAGUGUUCAGGAACUUAAAAACUUGAGCAGAAGUGAUCCAAAAUCAGCUCAUCCUAGGCAAAAGGGAAGAGUUUUUGAUCUAAAAGGCGGAGUAACCAAAGGAGAGGAGAGAGUUAACUUUGGUGAUCAACCUGAACGUGAUGGCUCUUCAGCGUCCCAAUCACAGGAAUGGCCUAGUGUGGCUUCUUAUUCCCCUUCUCCAAGUUCACAUCUUCCACCUGCUACAGACAGAUUACAUCUUGAUGUAGGCCGAAAUUGGCAGAACCACUUCCACCAACCCUUUCUGCCAACAAUUCAUCAAACAAGGAAUCCUCCAAUGGAAAAUGGUUGCAAACAAAUUUUGACUCGGCCUCUUCCAAUGAGCUUAGAUUGGCCCCCAGUGGUCAGAGGUUCAUGCAGUCUAGCUUCCUCAAUUGCAUGUGGUUAUGACUCUGGGUUCAUCCCGAGAAGGCAGACUCCAUUUCACCAGGGUUUCUCAUCUCAUAGCUUGCACCUUAAUGUUACGUCAAAUAACGAUGAGAAGAAGUAUACUGGGGAUUUCUUGGAUAAGCCUGAAUUGAUGAAUAUGCAUGAUCUAGUGGAUGAAUGUGAUGGCCAGUGGAUAUCAGAAGAAGAAUUUGAGGUGCAUGGAGUAUCAGGGUUUGAUUAUAAUCAAUACUUUGGUGGGGGUAUAAUGUACUGGAACCCUUCCGAUCACCCAGGUACGGGAUAUUCUCGGCCUCCAUCCCUUAGUUCUGAUGAUAGCUUCUGGACUUGGCAGGAAGCCGAUAUGAAUCGAGCUGUCGAUGAUAUGGUUGCGUUCUCUUCUUCGUACAGUACAAAUGGUCUUGCUUCACCAACUGCUGCUCCCUUUUGUUCUCCUUUUGAUCCUCUUAGUUCAGGGCACCAGGCUCUUGGUUAUGUUAUGGCAGGGAGUGAAGUAGCUGGCCUGGCUGAUUCCGCAGGUGAUGAGGAAGCAUCAGGAUCUUUGGCUAAUAUAACUGCUGAUGUUGAUGGAAAGACUGGAGAUUCUCUUCCUUACCCUGUUUUACGGCCAAUCAUCAUUCCCAAUAUUUCAAGGGAAAGGUUGAAGAGAGGUCAUGAUCUGAAAAGCCCUUGUAUUCCUCCAACUAGGCGAGAAAAACCUCGAAUAAAACGGCCACCAUCACCCGUUGUUCUAUGUGUCCCAAGGGCCCCGCGUCCACCUCCACCCUCUCCUGUAGGGGACUCGAGAAAGCAUAGGGGUUUCCCGACUGUUAGAUCCGGUAGUUCCAGCCCAAGGCACUGGGGUGUUAGAGGCUGGCACCAUGACAAUGGUAAUAGUAAUUUGGAGGAAGGUUGUGUCCGCAUGGAUGGUGCUGAGGUUGUUCUGCCUUCUUGGAGAGCUAACAACCUUUCAACCCAUUCGAUGAUUCAGCCCAUACCUGGGACUUUGCUGCAGGAUCAUCUUAUUGCGAUACCACAGCUUGCACGUGAUCAGGAACAUCCGGAUGUUGCCUUCCCUCUGCAGCCGCCUGAUCAACAGAACUGUCCCACGCGAAAGGCGUCUCUCUCUUUGCUGCACAGCACCCUUAAUGAUGAAAUCGACUCAUUUUGGAAGAAGGUUGCCUCAGAGAAUUUAUCCAGGAAACCUUACAUUAAUUGGGCUGUCAAACGUGUUACGCGGUCGCUCCAAGUCUUGUGGCCCCGGUCACGAACUAACAUUUUUGGGUCAAAUGCGACUGGGCUAGCUCUUCCUACAAGUGAUGUGGACCUUGUAGUUUGUCUGCCACCAGUCAGAAAUCUGGAGCCAAUUAAAGAAGCUGGGAUUUUGGAAGGUCGUAAUGGUAUUAAAGAGACAUGCCUUCAGCAUGCCGCUAGGUAUCUUGCCAAUCAGGAAUGGGUUAAAAAUGAUUCACUUAAGACCGUGGAAAAUACUGCUAUACCUAUUAUAAUGCUAGAGGUUGAAGUUCCGCGUGAUCUCAUUACAUCUACUGCGUCUCGUGUACAAUCACCAAAAGAGGAUCCAGUUCAGAUCAAUCGUGAGGAGCGUAAUCUUGUAGAUUUUCAAGUUGGCGAAUCAGAAGAUUCUUCUUCACCAAGGUGUUGUCAAACAAAUUAUGAAUGUAAGAAGGAUCCAAAAACAGUGCGUCUUGACAUCAGCUUCAAGUCUGCCUCUCAUACAGGACUCCAAACAACAGAACUAGUCCGAGAGUUGACUGAGCAAUUUCCUGCUGCAACACCGCUUGCUUUGCUUCUGAAACAGUUUCUGGCAGAUCGUAGCCUUGACCAGUCCUAUUCAGGCGGUUUGAGUUCAUAUUGUCUGGUAUUACUGAUUACGCGCUUUCUUCAGCACGAGCACCAUCUUGGCCGCUCUAUCAACCAAAAUUUUGGCAGCCUUCUGAUGGAUUUUCUGUAUUUCUUUGGGAAUGUCUUUGACCCUCGCCAAAUGCGCGUCUCAGUACGUGGAAGGGGAUUGUAUAUGACUAGGGAAAGAGGUCACAGCAUCGAUCCUAUUCACAUUGAUGACCCUCUUUGUCCAACAAACAAUGUGGGGAGAAAUUGCUUCCGCAUACAUCAAUGUAUCAAGGCAUUUUCUGAAGCCUAUUCUCUUUUGGAGCAAGAACUUAGUUGCCUCUCAGACAAGGCGGACAGUGACACAUGUUCAACACCUCCCUAUAGACUGCUCCAAAAGAUUAUUCCAGGCAUCAGCUGAGCUUAAAGUUUCAAUCUGCUGAAAGCAUCUUCAAUCUGAAGGAAGCUAGUGGCAUGGUUCAGAAGUUGCCAAGAGGUUUCUAACUUAAGAUGAAGGGCUGUUACCUUGCUGGAAUAUCAAGUUUGGAAAAUGUUGGAGCUGGACUUAAUGUUAACUUCAGAAUCAGUUGCCAGGUGCGUCUCCAGCUUUGUAGCAGCAAACAUAGCGGCCAUUUGGUCAUUGGUACUUCCAAAUUCAUUACAAGGAUGAAAGUGCAAGUGCAUCCGGAGUAAUUACCUUCCGUGAUGAAGUCAUGCUGGAGAUAUUGACAUCCUAUGUGUUGUCAAAUACUGUAGGGACUUGCACCUCUCUAAGCAAUUGUCCGUUUGCUGCAAAGUUACUACAUAAGUGCGGACGAUAUUUCAGUCCUACCAAAAUUAUCAGUUUGCCCUCGAUCUUGCAGACCAAUCUUCAAAAUUCCAGCUGCAAUUGUCAACCAUUUGCUCCAGAAAUUGCAAGCUUGAAUAGAUGAGUUUUUUGAGGCAUUGGAUAGAGCUUAAAAGGAGUGGAUAUACUGAUAAUACCGGCAUUGCUAUAAAGCUGUAUAAGGUGAUCAGACUCCAGGGGACGGCAGAACUCUAACAAGUGAAUCAUGGAGAGUUUUUGAGGACAAUCGUGAUGCCUGCUUGCGGACGAAUGAUGUCCGUUUCAGUCCGGAGGAUGUCUUCUUUUGGUCAUGAGAGGUCAGUUUGGUGAUUCAUUACUGAAAAGUGCCUCUGGGUUAAGUAAACCUCUGCUAGAAUAUGUACUUAUCUCAUUGUAUCUAUUGGAUUGGCUCUUCUCCAUUGAACGGAAACUUGUUUAAAAUGUUUUAAUGCACACAUGGACUAUUAUCAUAUAGCAUAGUCGAAUCAUCUCCUUCGAAACUAGUAGACAUAAUUUUAUUGCUAAUGUUUGAAACUCGAAAGGGAUGACAAGCAAUUCUUCUCGCUUU